Penicillium oxalicum is the source of this 1632-nucleotide messenger RNA. RefSeq lists its product as uncharacterized. Gene Ontology annotation, biological process: transmembrane transport. The transcript has 5 exons. Lineage: Eukaryota; Fungi; Ascomycota; Eurotiomycetes; Eurotiales; Aspergillaceae. The coding region runs from base 1 to 1632 and encodes 543 amino acids. The record is from RefSeq and is a predicted model, not a curated record. Gene Ontology annotation, molecular function: transmembrane transporter activity.
AUGUCACUUUCCGUACAUCCGCAGCAAUUGAAAGAGCCUGAUACAAGAGAGAUUGCAGCUUCAUCGUGCUCUAGUUUUUCCACUCAAAGCGAGAAGCAGAGCCCAGAUGUGUCUUCGGAUUCGAGCGAUUUAGAAAGUCAAAGUUCCUUGUCAACACCCGUAUAUCAUGUUUUUUCGCGGUCUCAGAAGCUGCGUAUGGUCUACACUGUGUCUCUUGCUGCCAUCUUCUCUCCACUCUCUUCUAAUAUCUAUUUUCCUGCCUUGGCCCUUAUUUCGAAGGACUUGAAUGUUUCCAUGUCCCUGAUCACUUUGACCGUCACCAUAUACAUGGUCGUCCAGGGAGUGGCUCCAAGUGUCUGGGGCUCUUUUUCAGAUGUUAUCGGUCGCCGAGCAGUCUUUGUAGGCACCUUUAUCGUCUACAUCAUUUCAAACAUUGCCCUUGGUCUGUCAAACAGUUAUGGUCAACUCAUGGCUUUUCGUGCGUUGCAAGCUGCCGGUAGCGCUGCGACCAUCUCGAUCGGUGCUGGUGUGAUCGGGGAUAUUGCUUCAUCGGCCGAAAGAGGUGGCUUGGUUGGUAUCUUUGGCGGAGUCCGUAUGCUCGGGCAAGGAGUCGGCCCAGUCUUUGGGGGGAUUCUUUCUGAAUACUUAGGCUUCAGAUCGAUUUUCUGGUUCCUUGCUAUCCUAUCCACCGUCAGUCUUCUGACCAUCCUCUUCUUUCUCCCCGAGACACUCCGUUCCAUUGCCGGGAAUGGCACCGGCCCUCUUCAUGGAAUUCACAAGCCAUGGAUCUAUUUCAUCACUGGCCAGAGACUUGGCAAAGAGGGUGCCACCGCCAUCCCCGAUGGCCCUAGGAAGAAGAUCACGAUGAAGACGGUAGUUGCUCCCCUGGGCUUCUUGAGUGAGAAGGACGUUUUUGUCACUCUUUUCUACGGCGCAAUUGUUUACUCCGUGUGGUCGAUGGUGACCUCAUCUACGUCGUAUCUCUUCGAGUCCACUUAUGGGCUAAAUACUCUGCAAGUUGGAUUGACCUUUUUGGGAAAUGGCUUUGGCUGCAUGUCCGGAUCGUACACGAUCGGGUAUUUGAUGGAUUUCAACCACAGAAGAACCGAACACGAGUACUGCAUCCGAAACAACCUGCCGCUCGAGACUCGUAUCACCACCAAGACGCAUCCCGAUUUUCCGAUCGAAUACGCCCGCAUGCGCAACACUUGGUGGAUCACUGCACUCUUCACCAUCUGCACCUCCGUGUACGGAUUCUCAUUGCGCACACAUGUUGCAGUCCCCGUCAUCCUUCAAUAUCUCAUCGCUUAUUGUGCCACCGCCAUCUUCACCAUCAACAGUGCGCUCAUCAUUGAUCUCUACCCUGGAGCUAGUGCCAGUGCGACGGCCGUCAACAAUUUGAUGCGAUGCUUGGUGGGCGCAGCUGGCGUUGCUGCCGUCCAGCCCAUGAUCGAUCGUCUCACACCUCAGUGGACCUUCGUGCUCCUUGCGGGUAUCACGGUUCUGAUGAGCCCGUUGCUGGUGGUUGAGUUGCGAUGGGGCGCUGGCUGGCGACAAGAUCGCCUGGAGCGGCUGAGACGGAAGGAGGAGUCCGUCCCACCGCGCACCGAAGAGGGAAGUGGUGGCCUAUGA